AUGGGUAGUGAUUUUUGGUUUGCUCCCCAGGUCACUUUGUACGAUCAGGCAUUAAAAUUGCGAAAUCCUAACACUUUGUACGGUCGGGUGUUGGUUGGUUUUAGGUUUGUAGUUGAAUACAAUGCAUUGACUUUUGGCCAGAGAAAAUUUGAAUCCGGUUUCUUUGCACCAGUUUUGGAAGUGGAUAAUGGAUAUGGUAAUGUCGAAGUGUCAUAUAUAAUAUAUAUUAAAACAACAGAGCUUAAAAAGAAAGAAGAUGCCAAACAAAGGAAUCGUUUGGAAAAAAAAGUUACCAAGCUAUUCAACUGUUCGAAAGAAAACAUCAAAGUAUUGAACUCUCCGUUAGUUACUGAAGAUAUCGAGAAUUUGGCUCCUAUGUUAGAUCCAAAUAUGAAGUUCACGAAUAACCAUCAAAUGAAAUACUAUGAUUAUCUAUUGAAAUAUAUUGAAGAUAAUUUAAAUAGUACGUAG
Molecule: messenger RNA, 471 nt
Organism: Melanaphis sacchari
Lineage: Eukaryota; Metazoa; Arthropoda; Insecta; Hemiptera; Aphididae
Exons: 11
Coding region: 1-471 (156 amino acids)
Source: RefSeq, a predicted model, not a curated record